GGGUGCGGGCGGGCGCUCUGUGGUUGCUCCUCCCCGCCGGCGCUCUGGCCCGGGCCGGGCGGGAGCUAUGCGCAGGCUCGGACCUUGCCUCAAGAUGGCGGCAGUGGCGGAUAAACAGAAGCAUGAGCACGGGCGGGUGAAGAUCGGGCACUACAUCUUGGGGGAUACGUUGGGCGUCGGCACCUUCGGGAAAGUCAAGGUUGGAAAACAUGAGUUAACUGGGCAUAAAGUCGCCGUGAAGAUCCUGAAUCGACAGAAGAUUCGCAGCCUUGAUGUUGUAGGCAAAAUCCGCAGGGAGAUUCAGAACCUCAAACUCUUCAGGCAUCCUCAUAUAAUUAAGCUGUACCAGGUCAUCAGUACACCCACUGACAUUUUCAUGGUGAUGGAAUAUGUUUCAGGAGGAGAACUGUUUGAUUAUAUCUGUAAAAAUGGAAGGCUUGAUGAGAAGGAAAGCAGACGUCUGUUUCAGCAAAUCCUUUCUGGUGUGGAUUACUGUCACAGGCACAUGGUAGUACAUAGAGAUCUGAAGCCUGAAAAUGUGCUUCUUGAUGCACACAUGAAUGCCAAGAUAGCUGACUUUGGUCUAUCAAAUAUGAUGUCAGAUGGAGAAUUUUUAAGAACAAGCUGUGGUUCCCCUAACUAUGCUGCACCAGAAGUAAUUUCUGGAAGGUUAUAUGCAGGUCCAGAAGUAGAUAUUUGGAGCAGUGGGGUUAUUCUCUAUGCUUUGUUAUGUGGAACGCUUCCAUUUGAUGAUGAUCAUGUGCCAACCCUUUUUAAGAAGAUAUGUGAUGGUAUCUUUUAUACCCCUCAGUACCUGAAUCCAUCUGUAAUUAGUCUUUUGAAGCACAUGCUGCAAGUGGAUCCAAUGAAGAGAGCAACAAUCAGAGACAUUAGGGAACAUGAGUGGUUCAAACAGGAUCUUCCAAAAUACUUGUUUCCUGAAGAUCCAUCAUAUAGCUCUACCAUGAUUGAUGAUGAAGCCUUAAAAGAAGUGUGUGAGAAGUUCGAAUGCACUGAAGAGGAAGUGCUAAGCUGUCUGUACAGCCGAAAUCAUCAGGACCCUCUAGCAGUUGCUUAUCACCUCAUUAUAGAUAACAGAAGAAUAAUGAACGAGGCCAAAGACUUCUACUUGGCGACAAGUCCACCGGAUUCUUUUCUGGAUGAUCACCACCUGUCUCGCCCUCAUCCUGAACGAGUGCCAUUCUUAGUAGCUGAAGCACCACGUCCUCGCCACACCCUGGAUGAGCUGAAUCCACAGAAGUCAAAACACCAGGGUGUAAGACGGGCAAAAUGGCAUUUGGGAAUACGGAGUCAGAGUCGACCAAAUGAUAUCAUGGCUGAAGUUUGUCGAGCAAUUAAACAACUGGAUUAUGAAUGGAAGGUUGUAAAUCCAUAUUACCUGCGUGUUCGGAGGAAGAAUCCGGUAACAAGUGCAUAUUCCAAAAUGAGUCUUCAGCUGUAUCAGGUGGACAGCAGAACAUACCUACUGGACUUCCGUAGUAUUGAUGAUGAAAUUACUGAAGCGAAGUCUGGGACUGCAACUCCACAGAGAUCAGGUUCUGUGAGCAACUACAGAUCUUGUCAAAAAGAUUCAGAUGCUGAUGCUCAAGGAAAAUCUGCAGAUACAUCCCUUACCUCAUCAGUGAACUCUUCGCUUGACUCGUCCACAGCUGAUGUAACUCCAAGACCAGGGAGUCAUACGAUAGAGUUUUUUGAGAUGUGUGCAAAUCUUAUUAAAAUUCUUGCACAGUAAUUUUGAAGAUGGGCUUAUUUCUUUUACAGCAAUAAGCAUGUCUAAAUCAUAGUCAGAUGCUUCCAAUUAUAAUCAAGUGAAAUUAACUAAGGCGCUGAAAAAGCUAGCCACAAAAUGCAAUUUGCACGGGGAUUAAAAUUAUUAUGAGCAGUUAACAUAUAUUAUUUUGAAGCUGGAGUGAAUUCUGAUUGCCUGCUGUCCAAUAACAUAACACAGGUACAGGAAAUAACAUGCCCUUUGGAUAGUGUUUGUAAUGUUUUACCUUGAGUCCAAAAUAGGCUGCCUAUAACAUUUCAGCUAGAUGGACCUCCUUGGUUUUCGCUGGUUAUGCAUAUAUCUGAAGCACUGUAAGUUAACAUACACAUACUAGUUCAGUGAUCUCAGUAUGACUUGUUGGUCACCCUCCACAAUUGUGACUCAGAACUUUCAGCAUCUCUUAACGUUAAUGUGUUAAAACUGCUAUGUUUCUUCCCCCUUAUUUGACAGAAAAUAAUAAAGAAUGCUUUGAUGCGUUACAAUGUACUACCUUUUUCAAAAAGUGUUAUUAAAUGCAUGCAAAUC
Molecule: messenger RNA, 2314 nt
Organism: Hirundo rustica (Barn swallow)
Lineage: Eukaryota; Metazoa; Chordata; Aves; Passeriformes; Hirundinidae
Gene: PRKAA1
Product: protein kinase AMP-activated catalytic subunit alpha 1
Exons: 9
Coding region: 68-1753 (561 amino acids)
Biological process (GO): protein phosphorylation; intracellular signal transduction
Cellular component (GO): cytoplasm
Molecular function (GO): ATP binding; AMP-activated protein kinase activity
Source: RefSeq, a predicted model, not a curated record